Chlamydomonas reinhardtii is the source of this 2703-nucleotide messenger RNA. RefSeq lists its product as uncharacterized. The record is from RefSeq and is a predicted model, not a curated record. Gene Ontology annotation, molecular function: RNA binding; pseudouridine synthase activity. Gene Ontology annotation, cellular component: nucleus. The transcript has 15 exons. Gene Ontology annotation, biological process: mRNA pseudouridine synthesis; tRNA pseudouridine synthesis. NCBI's taxonomy places the organism in Eukaryota, Viridiplantae, Chlorophyta, Chlorophyceae, Chlamydomonadales, Chlamydomonadaceae. The coding region runs from base 192 to 2120 and encodes 642 amino acids.
GAAUACCUUUCGCGAGCAUGCGGCUGCCAGUCGCUGCGGGCCGCCACAGCGCAAUUGACAAUUCCGCUCACCGAAGCGCCUUCACCAGUAAUUGCGGUCGAACAAAGCUUGUCGCUGGACGUCCUUUGACAUACACCGCCUCCGCCAGCGAGCUCGUGCAGCGACAGGCCGACGUUGCGGCGCGUGUAGCGAUGCCCUCGGCCGACGCCGCUCGCGCCCCGGGGACGCCCGCUGCGCCUACCUCGCUUCCAGACGUCACCGCUAGCACUGGGCCUGCCAAAUCCACGCGCGCUAGCAAUGAUACUGGGCCAAAGCGGAACGUGCGGGCGGACGAGGCCGCGGCCGCGGCAAAGGCCGCGGCAGAGGAUGAGUAUGCUGCCACUGGGGGGCCGCUGCGGACCAAGCGCCCGCCCGGCAUGAUAAAGCGGAGCAUCGCCAUGCACGUGGGAUACGUGGGCACGGCAUUCAAUGGCCUGCAGGUGAACCGCGAGUCGGCCUCCGACAGCACGGUGGAGGCCGUACUGGAGCGGGCGGUGUACGGCGCCGGGCUGAUCGCGGAGAGCAACUUCGGAGACCUCAAGAAGAUCAAGUGGACGCGCAACAGCCGCACGGACAAGGGCGUGCACAGCGUGUCCACCGUGGUUGGGCUGCGUGUGCUGCUGGGAUCGGACGAGCGGUUCGACACGGACCCGGAGGGACUGGAGAUUGCCGCCGCGCUCAACGGGCGGCUGCCGCCCGCGGUGCGCGUGUUCAGCGCGCAGCGAGUCAACAAGAAGUUCAACGCCCGCAGGUUCUGCUUCGACCGAACCUACGAGUACCUGCUGCCAGCCUACCUGCUGGUGCCACCGCCAGCGGGUGGCAGUAGCAACAACAGCACGGCAGCAGCAGUAGCAGCAGCACAACGGGAUUUGGAUCCCGCGGAGGUGUCGGCGGCGCUGGAGCGGCUGCGGCAGGCGCUGCAGUGCUACGUGGGCACACACCCCUUCCAGAACUACACGGCGCGGCGGAAGACCUACACAGACACAGCCAAGGACCGGGAAGCGCGGAAGGCCGCGCGCGAGGCAGCUGCGGCGGGGGCGGCGGAGGCAGCGGGGGCAGGGGCGGGCGUGUCUACGGCGCCGGCGGCUGACGAAGUUGAUGAGCUGGAGGCCGCGGCGGAAGCUGCUGCUGCUGCUGCCGCUGCCGGCGCGGCGGCGGGAGAGGACGUGGAUGAUUCUGAGGAGGACGCCGAGGGGGAGGGCGCCAAGAAGUCGGUGCGGCAGCGGCGGAAAGAGGCCAAGGAGGCGCGGGCGCAGGACGACCCACUCGAGGAGGACGAGGGGGAGGAGGUGGACGGCGCGCUGGAGGAGUACGAGGCGGAGGAGCCCGGCGGCCCGCCCCGCGCCUGGACGCAGUCGUGUCACUGGCUGUACGAGAGGAGCGCGGACCGGCGCGACCGCGUCACGGUGCGCCACUUCCGCUCCAUCACCUCCUUCACGGCAGAGGAGCCCGCGCCGCUGGUGCUGGGCGGCAUCCCCUGCGUGCGGCUGCGUGUCCGCGGAAUGAGCUUCAUGCUGCACCAGAUCCGGCACAUGAUCGGCGGUGCGUUGUCGGUGGCUCGCGGCAUGCUGCCGCUGGAGCUGCUGGCGGCCUCGCUGUGCGCACACUCGCGCGUGACGGUGCCGCGCGCGCCGCCGCACACGCUCAUCCUGGCGGACUGCACCUUCCCCCAGUUCCGCAAGGCGGGCGCCGACGAGGCACGUGUGGCUCGCUGGUCCGGCGAGCGGCUGAUGCUGCGGCAGGGCGGGCAGGACAACCUGGCGGCAUUCCGCGCGGAGUCUCUGGACCCCGCGCUGAACGAGCUGCUGAGCCACCCCGACUGGGAGCGCUUCGAGACCUGCCUGCCGCGCUUCUACUGGGACCCGCAGGCCCAGCAGGAGGUCAUUGCCGCGCACAAGAACUGGGAGGCGCUGCGGGCGGAGCGGGCCGCAGCAAAGAAGCGUGAGGCGGAGGAGCUGGCGGCGGCGGAGGCAGCGGCCGCGGCCGCGACGGCAGCGUCUGCGGUGGAGGGAGGAGUGGUGGAGGGAGCAGCGGCGGCGGAUGGCGCUGCUGCCGCCCCCGCUGCUGAGGUGGUGGCGUGAGCUGUGUCCGGGGAGGUGCGAGGUGUUGGGUUUCUGAGGGAGGUGUACGGCUUGUGGGCGAGGUGCGUGAGGCUGCCUCGGCCUGGACGCUGAGAUGCUGUGUCGUGGUUACAACCGAGAAUGUGCAGUAAGCAGCGGGCGAGGGCUGUGCAGAGCCCUGUAGCAAAGUAGCUGUGGAGAUGGCAUUGCGCUGCCUGUUUGUGUCCAAGUGUACGACUGUACGUUGGCAACCCUGCUGCAGCGCAGACCUCAAGGCCGUGCGGCACGGCGUGCCACGGCCCCACGCUCGGGUUGCGAUGUGCUGCAUUGCACGGGUCUGGAGGGUCUGGUUGGAGGCUGGGGAGAGCAGAAGGGUAGGCCGGCGGGUGUCGUUGGUUGCACGUCUGCAGACUUUGGGGCUCAGCCCCCAAAACAGCGGCCCCUUACUUGUCCGGCAGCGAAGCAGGCGCAGGGUAUUACCUCAUUACCUGUCGGUUGCCUUAGGCCUUAAUGAGCCAUGUGAUGACCUAAUGAUGAAUGUGUUCAUGUGAGUAGCACGGCGAGCUGGGCCUAUGGAGUGCGGACCCUGUAACCGCUUGCUGAC